GGAGUAGGAGACGCAGCCUCUAGGUUUCAGUUUGUUGUCGAAAAGCUCUACGCGCCGCAGAGCCGUGAGACGUACCAUCACGCGGCUGCGCGGGCACAAGACGGGCCGCCAAUAGGUAAGAAAAGCCAGAUGCUUGCCCAGCUGCGAAAAAUUUUUGAGGUUACAAAAACACCGGAAUUGCAAGCGCUGGCGCUAGGAGCGCCAGCCCCGAGCGAACCUGCACGCCUUUCGCUUACCGACCGACGGAGCGGCCUCCACCUGAGUGACAUGCUCAACACAAGAACGCCCGCACAAGGAGCAGAAGGCUGGCAGAAAACUACAGGCAGCAGCACCUCUGGUCUAGCGAGUUUGCGUGGGUGGGUGCCAAAAAUGUCAUCGCUUCCCGGUGCAGGAGCUAGAACUUCGAAGUCCUCGACCGAGGUCUCGUACGGAGAAGUGUACUACCUGGCCGCGCACUACUCCCCUGGCGAAGACUUGCUGACUGCGGUCGCCAGUGGCACCAUACAGAGGCUACUUUUAAGACUUACCGUAUUAAUUCAUCCUGAGGCUAAGAAGCAUCUUUGGCCAUCCUAUUUAUUUAAAGGGAGAAACAAGGUGUCAAUGAUGGUAGCCAAAGAAGAUGAAUUAAGGUUGUACUAAGGUCUAAUACUUGCGGCAGACAAGAAACGUGGCUUGGAUCCUUUUGUGAUUGGCAUUGUCACAGCCCUUGCGGCCAUUCAGGAUGCAGAAUUCGUGCAUAAUCGGGUCCGACCUCGAAGCGUCAUCCUGCGCCAUAAAAAUACGCAGCUUGGUGUUGCAGAUAGGAACAAAAUGGAGAUUCCUCGAGGACCUCGUGAUCGUCAAACUGUAGAA
This is a messenger RNA of Amoebophrya sp. A25, 852 nucleotides long. The record is from the annotation of a GenBank genome assembly. Lineage: Eukaryota; Dinophyceae; Syndiniales; Amoebophryaceae.